Athalia rosae (coleseed sawfly) is the source of this 2146-nucleotide messenger RNA. RefSeq names its product glucose dehydrogenase [FAD, quinone]-like. The coding region runs from base 125 to 2008 and encodes 627 amino acids. The record is from RefSeq and is a predicted model, not a curated record. The transcript has 3 exons. Lineage: Eukaryota; Metazoa; Arthropoda; Insecta; Hymenoptera; Athaliidae. Gene Ontology annotation, molecular function: oxidoreductase activity, acting on CH-OH group of donors; flavin adenine dinucleotide binding.
AGAGUACGACAAAUCCUGACGAGUGUAGUCAACCGGCGAUACUCCGAUUCUCGACGAUCGACGGCAGCGGGAUUACCCUCGACGAGAUCAUUUCCAAAGAAGACUUGUGCUUCGACACUUCAAGAUGUUGGUCUCCUACAUCUGGAAUGCCUUCAAGCUGGCUUUGUCCCGUGGUUCGAUGUUGAACCACAUCUAUUUCCUAGAGAUAUUGCUGUCACUGUUCCGACCAGAUAUCGUGGACAAAGGACAGAGGGUUCGCUUCACCGAUCCAGUAGACCUGACGGCAAGUUAUGACUACAUAGUAAUCGGCGGUGGUUCCGCAGGAUCCGUCUUAGCCAAUAGAUUGAGCGAGAUCGAACAGAACACAGUAUUGCUCCUCGAAGCUGGAGGUGAUGAACCACUUUACGGUGAUCUACCCUCGUUGCAACCCAAUUUGGUACUGAGUAAGGAACACACCUGGAAAUUCCUGGCUGAACCAUCGGACAAUUAUUGCCAAGGUAUGAAGAACAAACAAUGCAUCAUAACCAAUGGCAAAGGUCUUGGCGGUACCAGCGCCAUGCACGCUAUGCAUUACAUACGAGGUAACAGAAGGGAUUACGAUCACUGGGAAGAAUUGGGAAACCCCGGAUGGGGCUACGACGAUAUCCUACCAUACUUCAAGAAAUCUGAAGACAACAGAAUCCCGGAACAAAGAAAUUCAUCCUAUCACGGAACCGAUGGUUACCUAACGGUCGAGCGAAGUAAAUACGACAACGGACUAACACCCUACUUCUUGGACGCUGUUGAUUAUCUGGGCUACAAAACGAUCGACGUGAACGGGGAGAAGCAGACCGGCGCCAAUUACUUGCCAUUCACUCUCAGAGAUGGACUGAGAUGCAGUACAGCCAAAGGUUUCUUGCGUUCGGCAUCCAGUAGGAAGAAUCUCUUUGUAAGCGGAAAUUCCUAUGUCCGAAAGAUCUUAAUCGACGAGGAAACGAAAACUGCUUAUGGUGUCGAGUUCCGUCAUAAAGGCGUAGACUACAGAGUCCGUGCCAAUCUAGAAGUUAUCCUGUCCGCCGGAGCAUUGCAGUCACCCAAAGUUCUGAUGCUGUCAGGAAUCGGACCCGCGGAACACCUCAAAGAAGUCGGCGUCAAGGUAAUCCACGACAGUCCUGGUGUCGGGCAAAAUCUUGCGGAUCACAUCGUUCCCGGCGGUCUUAUUUUCACGGUUGACAUACCAGAAGAUAAAACCGAACUUGCUGCCCCGACAUUAUUGACUGCAAAAUCACUGAAAGAUUUCGUCACCAAAAAAGAGGGUCUGCUGUACCGGCAAGCAAUGGCAGAAGCCGUCGCGUUCCUCAAUACCAAAUACGCCGAUCCUUCCGGACAAUACCCCGACAUUCAGUUGGUCUACAUUCCGAUGGCCGAGACUGUUGGCGACGGAUCUGCCGUCAAGGCCAUUCAUAAUCUCAGGGAUGACUUCUGGGAUCCUCUUAUGCGGAACAGAAUGGACAAGCGUGCCUUUACGCUAUUCCCGAUACUCUUACGCCCGUACAGUAAAGGUUACGUCCAACUGAAAAAUGCCGAUGCCGAUUCCGAUCCGAAAAUCGUCUUGAAUACCUUCGGAGAUUCACGAGACAUCAAUACCAUAGUUGACGCUAUGAAACAAUGCGUGAACAUUACUAUGACACCCGCUUUCCAACAAUUCAACGCACGUCUGGACCCCGUACCGAUUCCGGGAUGUGCCCAACUUGAAAUAUUUUCCGACGAAUACUUCGAAUGCAUGGUGAGAUACUACACGGUAACGACGUCUCACUACAGUUGCACCUGCCGAAUGGGCCCUGCUUCGGACAAACUCGCCGUUGUCGACUCUCGCCUCCGAGUUCAUGGCGUGAAUAAUCUCAGAGUUGUUGACGCCUCAGUAUUGCCCGAAACCCCGUCAGGUAAUACGAACGCACCAACAAUCAUGGUCGCCGAAAAAGCAUCCGAUCUGAUUAAGGAAGAUCAAAAGAAUUCAGUUGGUUAUUAAAUUCUGUCUUUCAAGCCGGCCGGCUAGUUUUUGACUUUGUGGUUCGCCACUUGAUUUGAAUGUGAAUUAUCAGUCAACUCAAUGUUGAAAAUGUUCAUAUUUGUAUAUCGUCAUCAAUAAAGCAAACCUUAUCUUUCA